UUUCUUCUCAAAUCUAAACCCACUCGUGCCUAGCUAGCUCCUUCCCGCUUCCAGUGGUCGAUCGCAUCCCACAGUUUCCUCAGCUCCACAGGUUCCCUGUUCUUCACUUGUACGCACGUCCAUGACGAAGCACCAGAGAGCAGCAGCAGACCAGGCCGUGUCACUCUCCCUCUCGCUCUCCCUCGGCGUCGUAGCCGACAUCAACAAGAAGAUGCGCCGCGCCACGGCCGCCAGUGGGGACCAGUUCGUGUGCAAGACGUGCGGCCGCUCCUUCCCGUCGUUCCAGGCGCUCGGCGGUCACCGGACCAGCCACCUCCGCGGCCGCCACGGGCUCACGCUCGCCCUCACCGCCGGCGGUCAGUGCUACUCCGUCAAACCCAAGAGUACGGAUCAGAAGCCUGAGCACCGGUGCCACAUCUGCGGCCAAGGGUUCGAGACGGGGCAGGCUCUCGGCGGCCACAUGCGCCGGCACCGUGAUGAGGCGGCGCAGGCGCCGCCCGUACUGCUCGAGCUGUUUGUCUAGGCUGAUCUCAGUAGUUCUAGUGCAGGGUUGCUGACAUGAAUAUAUGCGUGCACAGUCGUAGCAGUAGGUGUUGAUCAUUGGUUCGUUCAUUCCUUUAUAUGUGUACAUAUAAGUAUGAUGGCUUCUUCAAUGAUUAUAUACUUUAGUUC
This is a messenger RNA of Aegilops tauschii subsp. strangulata, 672 nucleotides long. Its product is annotated as zinc finger protein ZAT7-like. The record is from RefSeq and is a predicted model, not a curated record. Lineage: Eukaryota; Viridiplantae; Streptophyta; Magnoliopsida; Poales; Poaceae.